Pseudomassariella vexata is the source of this 1872-nucleotide messenger RNA. Its product is annotated as cytochrome P450. Lineage: Eukaryota; Fungi; Ascomycota; Sordariomycetes; Amphisphaeriales; Pseudomassariaceae. Gene Ontology annotation, molecular function: oxidoreductase activity, acting on paired donors, with incorporation or reduction of molecular oxygen; heme binding; monooxygenase activity. The transcript has a single exon. The coding region runs from base 316 to 1845 and encodes 509 amino acids. The record is from RefSeq and is a predicted model, not a curated record.
GGAUGACAGCAGAACGGUCUACAUAAAUCACAGUCAACAAGCGUGGAAGACUCAUAAGCGUGGAAGACUCAUAUCAGGCUGAAGGAUGAUCGUAUGUCACGCUACCGAUUUUUCCAAUUUUUCAUAGAUUUCCUAUGGUUUGGCUUGUCUUUCGACAAAUUCUUACGAUUCUUCUAGCGAACCGCGGGUUCACUCCAGGCCAAUAGAAAUCCCGUUGGACUGGCAUUUUGACGAAGUGAAGGAGAACCCGUGGGUGGAAUUUGAUGCUGAGCUCAUCAAUCUUCGCCUCACCACCUUAUCUUUCGCGCUCUCAUCAUGGGUCUCUUUGAAGGUUCCAGCCUCAUCUGGCUGGGUCUCAUCGGAGCUUUAAUCACCUACCGACUCUUCAACGUACCAAGACUCAAGCGGGACGGAGUUCCACUCAAGACGCCCCCAAAUACACUGCCGCUCGUGGGAAACGGCAUCCUCUUUCUUCAAGCCAGACAGAAGCUCUUUUCUUGGUUCGCCAAGUGUGAGCGCCAGUUCGGCUACGAGACCUUCCAGAUAUCCGUUCCGACGUUGCCACCGGGCGUUGUCAUCAAUGACCCCCAAAAUCUCGAGUACGUCUUCAAGAAUGAAGGAACCUUCGUCAAGGGGGAUUUCUUUACGAGGAACUCUUGGGAUCUGUUUGGCAAUGGUAUCAUCACGGUAGAUGGAGAGCUUUGGAAGGUUCAGAGGAAAGCUGGGCUGAGUUUCCUGAGUGUGGCCAACUUGCGCGUGUUGACUGAUGUAGCACUGCCCAAGUAUCUGGGCCAGAGUGUGGAGCACUUGAAGAGGAAGUCGGCCUGCGGCGUUGUAGUCGACCUGCAGACUGUAUUUCACGAAAUCACAAGCCAGUUGAUGGGCAAGAUGGCGUAUAAUAUGGAGAUGCAUGCCGAUGACGAAUUCACCAUGGCCUUCGACCAUACCUCGGGGGUUACGGCCGAGAGAUUUCAAAAUCCGUUUUGGUUCGUGACAGAGAUAUUCACUGGGGGUCCAUUUCGGAGGUCGCUGAGUAUCGUCAGGUCAUUUGGGCAGAAGAUAGUGCAAAGCGCCUCAGAAGAUAGUCACCACACGAAGACAUCUCACGAAAGCAAGUUGGACGAGGUAUCCGGAACCUUAAUCCAAUCAUUGAUGAGCUCUCUUGGCGACGAGAAGAUGGUGGCCGAGGCUGCAUUGAACUAUCUGUCCGCUGGGAGAGACACGGUAGCCCAAGCGCUAACCUGGACCAUGAUGCUCCUCAUGCACAACCGAUUUGCCACAUGCAAGGUCCGAAGAGAAGUGCAAGAGCUUGUGGAAAUCAUUCAUGUAUCGGCUGACCAUAACGGAGAAGAGGAUGGCCCAUUCAACACAGCAGCAUUCACCCCAGCGUCUCUCCCCUACACCAUGGCCGUAUUCUACGAGUCACUGAGACUGUACCCGCCGAUCCCGUUCGAGAUCAAGCAAUGCGCAAAGGCGACCACCUUUCCCGACGGUACUUUUCUGCCAGCCGACUCUAUUGUUGUGUGGUGUCCAUGGGCUAUGAAUCGGUCGAGGGUAACAUGGGGUGACGAUGCCGACAUAUUUCGGCCAGAGCGGUGGCUUUUGGACGGAAAAUUCGUCACCAAAAGCGCAUCUGAGUUUCCGGUUUUCAAUGGAGGCGCAAGGAGCUGUCUGGGCAAGCGGAUGGCCGAGUUGAUGGCUGUCCAAGUUCUUGCGACAAUGGUGCUCGGGUUCGACUUUAUGCCGGCCUAUGGAACGCAGCGGGUUAGUAAGAGUAGUCUGACACUGCCGAUGGAAGGGGGUCUGCCGUGUUAUGUCAGGGCUCGAAAUGAUGUUGGAGAUUGAGGGUGUAGACAUGAAUAUAUAAUGAAC